AUGAAGGGUAUUAAGGGCAUCGCUUCAAAUAUCUGCAGCCCAUUGCUGGUCUAUGGAGAGCUGACAAAUAAGAACUGGUGUUCAUCGGGGCUGCGUUCUUUUCCCUACAUUAUUCAACUAUGCGAUACACUGGAUAAUGGACAUCUCUUGUCGUCAAGAGGUGUGCAAAUCAGUGCGGAGCAUAACGUCGCAGAUCUUGAAUAUGCUGAUGACUGCCCCUUUUUAUUGACAGUUAUAGCAAAUAAUGCAAAUAAUGCUAAUCAAUGUGUCAAUAGAAUUGACACAAAUUUCGCUAAAUUACCUAUGAUUGAUGAUGCCAAAAGCGAGAAGAGCUGUUCAAGACCUGCAGCUGCUCAUCUUUGGUUAUAUCGGCACGGCCAAGCACCUUCUGAUAUGCUUGAUUAUGUACUAUGCGACAUGUAUACAAAGCAAAUCGAGCUUAGCAAAACGAUUUUAAGGUUUCAGAAUAAUGAGCUCUAA
Molecule: messenger RNA, 480 nt
Organism: Dracunculus medinensis (Guinea worm)
Lineage: Eukaryota; Metazoa; Nematoda; Chromadorea; Rhabditida; Dracunculidae
Source: the annotation of a GenBank genome assembly